AGCUCAAACGUUUCACCCUGGGCGGGGCAGCGCAGCUGUGCUGUGGAAAGCCGCUGUCCCUCUCAGGCCCACUGCCAGAAGGAGCCCCCGCGGCCAUGCUCGACCUCGGGCUCGGCAGCCCGGCCGCAGGCGCGGAGGAGGCCCAGGUCUCCGCACCCUCGGGCCUGGUCGCCCGGCGGCCCAGCUGGACGAAGCGGCUGCUGGAGCUCGGCGAAGAGCUCAGCCUGGAUCUGAGCACUCCCGCCAAGAGCUCGCGGGCCCUCCGGCUGGGUCGUGGCACCGCCGAGGAGUGGGCCACGCCCUGCGCGGCUCCCGGGACGCCCACGGGGUCCCGGUCGAGGAGCCAGUCCUGCCACAGGACGCCGCAGAGGAGCCUCUCCUGCCGCAGCUCGUGCUCGCCGCAGAAGGCGCCGUGGCGAUCGCCGCGCUGCCGCGGCGGCGGCGGCCCGCUGAGCGCCAGGAGGCGCGCCCCGCCGGCGAUCCAGACGCAGACGCCGACGCCCAAGCUCGCCAGGGCGCGGCGUGCCAGCGCUUGGGGCCUCCGCAUCGCCACGCCCUCCAGCUCGCCCCCGGCAAGCCCCCGAGGGGCAGAGGGGUGCGGCACCCCCCAGCCGCAGCGGAGCGACUUCCGGGUGCUGGCGCCCGAUGCGGACGUGGGCGCCGUGCUGUUUGACUUCGACGGCACGCUCACCUCGGUGCCAGGCAUGGCUUCCAGGCGCACCCGUCGCCAGCUGGACCUGCGUCAGCGUGCGCCGCUGCUGGAGCCGCGGCUGCGGGCGCUGCGGGACGCUGGUCUCUCCCUGGGGAUCAUCUCCAAGAGCAGCGAGGCCACAAUCCGCACAUCGUUGGUGGAGGCUGGCUUGUGCGAGUUCUUCGAUGGCCCGCUGGUUGCGAACGCGGUGGGUUUCGACGGCAAGGCAGGUUUCAUCGAGGAGAGCUGGUGCAGGGCGGCAGCCUGCGCCACCUGGGCCCCUCUGGGCUGCGAAGGGUGCUGCUCGUCGACGACGACGUGCAGGAGCUGGAGCACGCGCGGGCGAGGGGCGUGCAGGCCCUGAGGAGGGCAGCGAUACAGAUCCGCCUAGCUCCUCUUCCUUUUUCCCCCCUCAUCCCCCUGUGCCUUCCUCUCUUCGUUCCCUCGUUCCUCUUUCCUCUUUCCUCGGUCAUCCACCUUCCCCUUCCCCCUCCUCUUCCUCCUCUCCCCCCUUUCCCUCGCAAUUGAGGGCCAGAAGGAACCCAAUCGAGCACGGGCAGUCAGCCUCAUGCCCGCGUUGCACCACCCUCUUGACUGUUGUUGGCGGCCUGUCGUUUCUUUCGCCGCGGGGCCACGACAGAGCUCGGCGAGGGGAGUGAGGAGGACGAGGAGGAUGGCAGGCCAGUGUGCUUCUUCGGCGCACAGCGAAAGGGACGCCCACGACCCUCCGCGACCGCAGGGUCGCCCGCCACGGAAGGGAGCCGGCACGCUUGGAGUGAGCGUCCCGCUGAGGGCCUUGAGAGACUGGGGUCAAUGCAAACGGGGGUCAGUCAGAGCGCCGGUCCUUGCAGGAUCCUGCAGCGCCAGGGGUGUGCCGAACCAGGCUUGGGUGCAGGAUCCUGCAGGAUCCUGCAGGAUUUUCCAGGAUCCUUCAUGGCCUGACUGACCCGGGUUUGGAUUGACCCGGGUCGGCAGAUCCCGACCCCAAGCUUGGCAACCCGGGCCGCGCGAACGAGUCAAUACGCUCGGAGUUGGCUGCCAGCCAACGGCGCCAGCAUGGCGACGUGCGCCUGGAGCGGACGGGCAGCGCCUGGAGUGAGCUUCCUGGCUGGAGCCUCGGCGGCGCGAAGUGGAGUGCAGGCGAGGGGCGCGGCGAGGGACACAGGAGGGGCACGGGCGGACCUUCCCCAGUCGGUGGCGAGCCUGGGGGGGAACUGAGAAGGGGCGGGUCUUUUUGGAAGG
Prorocentrum cordatum is the source of this 1933-nucleotide messenger RNA. The record is from the annotation of a GenBank genome assembly. NCBI's taxonomy places the organism in Eukaryota, Dinophyceae, Prorocentrales, Prorocentraceae.